Messenger RNA from Portunus trituberculatus (swimming crab), 2067 nucleotides. Its product is annotated as galactoside alpha-(1,2)-fucosyltransferase 1-like. The record is from RefSeq and is a predicted model, not a curated record. Gene Ontology annotation, molecular function: galactoside 2-alpha-L-fucosyltransferase activity. The transcript has 6 exons. Gene Ontology annotation, cellular component: membrane. Gene Ontology annotation, biological process: carbohydrate metabolic process. Bases 291 to 1496 code for a protein of 401 amino acids. Lineage: Eukaryota; Metazoa; Arthropoda; Malacostraca; Decapoda; Portunidae.
AACAGGCAAGACUUCCCAGUUUCCAUGGUCUACGGAGGAAGUGUCUCUCUCAUAAUACAUAUUUCCAGAGGCCAUAGAGAGACACGUAAAAUACUAAGAAAUAAAGACAUAACAGCUGAUAUUCAGGCCUGUAACACUUGAACAAUAUCCCUAAAAUUUGAACAAGGGCCAUGGUACCUAAACAAAGCACCUGAAGAAGCCCUCGCACAUUUAUCUGAAAUGGAAUUGAGGACCAAGCACAUUGAAACCCUAAGAAGUCCAGGAGUCAGCCGCAAUAUACCACAGUAGCCAUGGGUGUAUUUCAGCAGAAGAGAACCAUCACACGGAUGUUAGGAUUUCUCUGCCUUUUCAAUGCCCUUGUUAUCAUCGGACUCUCAUACAGACAGCAAUGGGUUCCCUUAAAGGAAGCUAACAACACAGUCCUCAAGCUACCAAGGGCGGCACUAGAAAAUCUCCUCAAGAUCUAUAGAAACGCAGUAGCCUCCAAAACAAAGCAGCAUGCUGUACCUCGCCUUACGCCGAUUGAAAAACCCAAGACAUACCCUUCAAAGUCUGGUUGUUUCCCAUAUUUUAGUAAGCUGGGAGUACAGGCUGUUGCAGAAAACGACUGCAACAAGCCUUACGUCACAAUGAACAAGUCGGGGCGUCUGGGCAACAAGAUGUGUCAGUACGCCAGCCUCUACCUCCUGCGUCACCUGUUUGGAGUCCGGGUGGCUAUCUUCGAUGAAAUGCACACAACCCUUGACAAAAUCUUCAAGAACAUAGACAUACCAGUCAAGAAACCAGACUGUUUUGUGGGGGAUGCUAGGGGCACCACCUACACGAGCCUGUAUGAUAAGCUGUACAGGGCUGAGGCAACGGCCCAGAACACCAUCACCUCCAAUAUCAUCAUUGAAUCUUUGCUGGACACUCCUUACCACAUCUACAACUUCCCCGCACCACGAGACCUCUUACUGGAGCAUCGAAACCUGAUUCACUCCCUGUUCAAUUUCCGAGACGAGGUGAAACAGAAUGCCAUACGGAAUAUUGACAAUGUUCUUAGAAGCUUCAAUGCAACGUAUCACCACAGGGACUUCCCAAUUGUCACUGUUCAUGUCAGACGGACGGAUUAUGAGAGGCAUUUGAAGAACCGGUUCAAUCUGACCCAGUUGGAUAAACUCUAUUUCAUUAAUGCCUUUGAGUUCUACAAGAAACGGUUGGAACGCCCUCUAUUUCUGGUGGUAAGUGACGACCCAGAAUGGUGCAGAGAAAAGCUACAGGCAAAGGAUGUGCUAGUCAUUGCCUCGGAGAUCCCAGAAGAAGACAUGGCGGUGAUGAGCUUAGGAGAUCAUCAUAUCAUAAGCUACGGGACCUUCAGCUUCAUGGGAGCCUUGCUGGGGAAUGGCAACAUAACACACCCGCUUACCAAGAACCCUCGCUACAGCUUCGUGAAGUGUAUCAAGUCCCCAGUCUUUUACAAUGUUGAUAGGGGCGACAAUCAGGAAUAUCAUGAAUGAAUGCAAUUUAGUUACCUAUGCAUUUUAUGUUUUUUAUCUUUUUUUAUUUUACUUGAAAAUUACUUUCUUUUGCACCAAGUGUUUUUCAAGUUUUUGUAUACCUUUUCUUUCUUUCUGUGAAUUUUACACUCUUCUGUUUUUAAAUCGUUUGAAAAGCAUGCAAUGUUUUUAAUAUACAUUAUAUUUUUCUAUACCAUUAUUUUUCUUCUAUAUCACAGUGGGCCGCCGUGGUACAGUAGAACCACGCGCAUUUUGGUGGCUGGGAGAUUCCAAGCGCAAUGGUUCCAAUUUUGGACACUGUCCAAGUGUAGGAAGAGCUUACACUCAGGAUAACGGUUUCCUAACGGAUGGAUUUUCAAAUAAGAUGUAUUCUAAAUACCUCCUGUGGCCCGUAAUUCCUGUAAAAAUCUCACACUGAAGUGGCGUCACAUCAGUGGCCUUUCUGUGACCAUAACUACUUUCAAAAGGCUCCACAGUGUUUCUAUAAUGCUAUAGAUAUUUGUAGAUGACAUUCUCAUCAAUAUCUCUACUUUUCGAAAAUAAUCUAUCUACCAGACAAUAUAUGAUUUAA